Meyerozyma guilliermondii ATCC 6260 is the source of this 906-nucleotide messenger RNA. It is a transcript of the gene YHM1, whose product is annotated as Yhm1p. Gene Ontology annotation, molecular function: guanine nucleotide transmembrane transporter activity. Gene Ontology annotation, cellular component: mitochondrion. The transcript has a single exon. The coding region runs from base 1 to 906 and encodes 301 amino acids. The record is from RefSeq and is a predicted model, not a curated record. Lineage: Eukaryota; Fungi; Ascomycota; Pichiomycetes; Serinales; Debaryomycetaceae.
AUGUCUCCUCCAGCUGCCACAGACAAGAAGCAGUCGGGUACUGCCCGUGUUUUAGGAUCGGCGUCUGCCGGAAUUUGCGAAAUUGCCGUUUUCCACCCUGUGGAUACCAUAUCCAAGAGAUUGAUGUCGAAUCAUGGAAAAAUCGCAUCUGCCGCUCAGCUUAAUUCUGUCAUUUUUCGGGAACAUGCUCUGAAGGCUUUGGUUUCCAGACUUUUCACCUUGUUCCCUGGCCUUGGUUAUGCUGCCUGCUACAAAAUUUUGCAAAGAGUUUACAAAUACGGAGGUCAACCGUUCGCAAAUGAGUUUUUGACCGCCAACUUCAAAGACACUUAUGAGUCAUGGUUCGGUCCUAAGACCGGAAAGGCUUUGUUGUCUGCCACCGCGGGUUCGUUGAUUGGAAUUGGUGAGGUUGUGUUGUUGCCAUUGGAUGUUUUGAAAAUUAAGCGUCAAACAAACCCAGAGUCUUUCCGUGGUCGUGGGUUCUUGAAAAUUUUGGCAGACGAAGGUUUCGGUCUUUACCGAGGCUGGGGAUGGACCGCAGCCAGAAACGCUCCUGGUUCGUUUGCCCUUUUCGGUGGUAAUUCGUUUGCCAAGGAAUACAUCUUUGGCUUGAAAGACUACUCUUCUGCCACCUGGACCCAAAAUUUUGUGACAUCAAUUGUGGGUGCCUCGGCGUCGUUGAUCGUGUCUGCGCCGCUUGAUGUGAUCAAGACCCGGAUCCAGAACAAAAACUUUGACAAUCCAGAAUCUGGACUUACCAUUUUGAGAAACAUGGCCAAGAACGAAGGUUUUACAUCGUUCUUCAAAGGGUUGACUCCAAAGUUGUUGACUACAGGUCCUAAAUUGGUUUUCUCGUUUGCGUUGGCACAGUCGUUGAUUCCCGCCUUCGACAAGUUGAUGGGUUAA